AUGUGGAGAACACUGUCAAGUGCACUCCGUUCCGAAAGAAAAAUAUGUAUUACUGUUGCUUCAAGUGGCAUAGCUUCAUUAUUAUUACCAGGUGGAAGAACUGCCCAUUCAAAGUUCAAAAUUCCAGUUCCGACUCUUGACAACUCUACGUGCAAUAUUGACAAGAAUACCGAGCAUGCACAGUUACUUCAAGCAACUGAUGUGAUCAUAUGGGAUGAAGCACCCAUGGCACAUAAAAAUUGCUUUGAGGCAUUAGACAAAACACUUAAAGACCUCAUGAAUCAGAAUGGUCGGUCGGGAAGAAUAUUUGGAGGCAAAGUUGUUGUAUUCGGCCGAGAUUUCCGGCAUAUUCUUCUUGUUGUUCCAAGAGCUUCCCGUUCAGAUAUUGUGCAUGCAUCAAUAUUCUCAUCUUAUGUGUGGGAUCACUGCAAGGUCCUGACUCUAACCAGAAAUAUGAGGCUUAGGAAUGAUAAAGGCAAUAAGAACAGCCAUUUUGAAGAUCCCAUACAAGCCAUCAUUGAAAGCACGUACCCGAAUUUGUUGCAAAAUCAUACCCGUCCUGAUUAUUUGCAAGGCAAAGCAAUUCUUGCAUCAACAAUUGAAGUUGUUGACAAAAUCAACCAUUAUAUUUUGAACCUAAUUCCAGGGGAAGAAAAGGAAUAUUUGAGUUUUGACGAGAUAGACAAGACCGAUGCGACAUACACUGAAGCUUAUGAAGUUCUAACACCAAAAUUUUUGAGUAAUCUAAGAACAUUCGGUCUACCGAAUCACAUUCUCAAAUUGAAGGUUGGUACACCAAUUAUGUUGAUGAGAAAUUUAGACCAAUCUCAAGGAUUGUGCAAUGGCACAAGACUUAUUGUUACAAGGUUGGCCAAUCAUGUCAUUGAAGCAAGAAUUAUUUCUGGCAAAAAUAUAGGUAACCUCUUUUACAUUCCUCGAAUGUCUAUGUCGCCUUCAGAGUCUCCUUGGCCAUUUAAGUUAAUUAGACGACAAUUUCCAAUAAUUGUCUCUUAUGCUAUGACAAUUAAUAAAUCACAAGGUCAAUCUCUUGAUACCGUCGGACUAUAUUUGCCUACUCCGGUCUUUAGUCAUGGUCAAUUAUAUGUUGCCAUAUCUAGAGUUACCAACAAAAACGGUUUAAAGAUAUUGAUUCAUGACAACGACAAUGUUCCGCUGUCGACGACUACAAACGUCGUGUACAAGGAAGUUUUUCAAUCACUUUGUUAA
Molecule: messenger RNA, 1227 nt
Organism: Vicia villosa (hairy vetch)
Lineage: Eukaryota; Viridiplantae; Streptophyta; Magnoliopsida; Fabales; Fabaceae
Exons: 3
Coding region: 1-1227 (408 amino acids)
Biological process (GO): DNA repair; telomere maintenance
Molecular function (GO): DNA helicase activity
Source: RefSeq, a predicted model, not a curated record